GGACUAUAUAAGCGCAACAGGAGACCCGCAGAUCUGCACCUCUCUCACCGCGGUCUGGGGAAACACAGCAGCACACAGACUAAUGAACACUCAAGUGCCUGUAAAGGUGAAAACCGUCUGAGGAUUCGCAACGGAGAGGAAAAUCAUCAACAAAUCCAGUAGGCGACAGCGCAUCACCCAGUGGGUUAAACCCAGAGGGAUCAUGUGGGUUCUGGAGAAGAUCCGGGACUCAGUUGAAACAAAUGUGCUCCGGCAGGGAGAGGCAGGUGACAAGGGGAAGGGGCCUGCCUAUAGCAAUGUCCUCACGCCUGAUAAGAUUCCAGAUUUCUUCAUCCCUCCAAAGCUGGUAAGCUGCCCACCAGAGACCGAAGCUUCUGACGUCAAGUCCAAAGAAAGUCUGAAACCCUCAACGUCUGAGCAAACCAUCAACAACAAGAAGAUCAGUAGCCCUCGUAGCCCACGAUUGGUCAGCAAGUUGGCAGGAGACACCAAGAACCUGCUUAGGGCGGCAAACCGCCACAUCAUUCAGAUCGAGAGUGCGGACGACGUUGUAGCUGGUGACACAAACGCCGACCCUCAAUCCCAGACCGCCAUGUCACUUCCUUACAUUCCAAAGACUCAGACUUCUUAUGGCUUUGCCACAUUGAUGGAGAGUCCCCACACCCGGCGGAAAGAAUCCCUGUUCCACUGUGACCACACCAGCCCAGUAACGUCACCCAACACUCAACGCAAGACCCAAAGCAAGAGCACCAACGAGGGGAAUCACCUCAACCCGCCGGACUUCAACACCUCGCACAUAAACCCCUACCGAUACUUUAGCGGUGGCGAGAGUGACACUUGCUCUUCGGCAGAGUCCUCCCCAUUUAGUUCACCUCUGCUCUCCCGUUCCGCCUCCCUACUCAAGAUCUUCACACAUGAGACACAGGCCAAGGUUGCAAAAGGCAAGCGGACAUUUGCCAGGCAUAGUUCCUUGUCCACAGACGAGUGCAGUUCGGCAGAGCCCAGCCCGAACGUUCCUAGACGGAGCCACUGUUCCUCCUUGCAAGGUGGUGGAGCUCUGGAGCAUCUUCACCACAAGGAGCACACCAUCAACAUGCACAAAGGAGGCACCGUCCGACUUUGUGCAGAUUACGACGCGGGUACGGCCCGCCUGCGAAUCCGAAUUCUGGCAGCCGAGGACCUGUAUGAUCCCAUGUUUGAUAUUAAGAGCAUCAACUGUUGCGUGUCGCUUUACCUCAAUCCAGGCAAGUUGCAGAAGCAGAGGAGCACGAUAAUCAAGAACAGCCGCAAUCCCAUCUUCAACGAGGACUUCUUUUUUGAUUCGGUGACUUCGGCUCAGGUUAAGAACCUAGCUUUGAAGAUCAAGGUUGUGAAUAAAGGCACUAGCCUGAAAAGAGACAUGCUGUUAGGUGAACGGGAGGUCCCUUUGUGCAAGCUCUUGUCUGGAUUUUAGGCCUUCAGAAUGGGACACUGGGACACUACAAAAGGGUAAAGGGUCAUCUGUAAUAUUUGCUUCUUUGUCUUUCAUGUCGCCUAACACUAUGUUAAAUAAGAGGCAAUCUAGAGGCAAGUUGUUAUAGAAAUCCAGACUCUCUAUUCGUUUUGGUGAAAUCGCAAAACAAAACGCCCACAAACGUGUCCCUGCUCUUGAUAUAUCACUGAUGAACAUCUUUGGUUUUAAUGAGAAAAAGGGUGGAUUAUGGCGCUUUUCCACUGCAUGGUACGGUUCGGUUCGGCACGGCACGCUUUGGCGCUUUUCCACUGCAUGGUACGGUACGGCUCGGCUCAGCUCAGUACGGCUCACUUGUGGCGCUUUUCACUGCAUGUUACAGUACGGCUCGGCUCAGUACGCCUCACUUGUGGCGCUUUUCCACUGCAUGGUACGGUACAGCUCACUUCGGCUCACUUUAAAUGGUACCUGGCCUGUUUAGGUUCCAAGCGUACCGUACCGGUACUAAAUGUGAUGUGAACACACUGCAGAUCACUGAUUGGUCAGACAGAAUCGUCACUACCAGCGUCAUUGUAUUUGCGACCAAUAGACAUCGAACCGAGAAACCGAACCCACUAGAUUUAAAUAGCCAGUUACAGCCACUGCUGUUAUCGAACAAUCUAUAAUCCCACCCACUUUAAAGCAGUACUAACUGCAGUGGAAAAGCAACCGAGCUAAAGCGAACCGAGCUGUGCCGUGUCGAGCCGAGUCGUACCACGCAGUGGAAAAGCGAAGCGAGCCGAACCGUACCGAGCCGUACCAGCAGUGGAAAAGCGCUAUUAGAAGCCAGAACUUGACACGCCAGACCAUUCUACCACUAGACUGUUAAUGCAUGAACAUCACCUGCAGACUAUGUAAAGAUUCUAUACGUGACAUAUAUUCACUCUAAAGACAAAAUAUAGGUGUAGUAUGAAGCGACCACAAUAAACAUUUCAUUAAAUUAAACUUAAUGUUAUUUUUUGUGCAUUUGUUAAUGUACAUUUCUGAUAUAUAGCCUUGUGUUAGCAACUAACCACCCCCCCCCCACCCCCCAAAAAAACGCCUGUCCCUCCGACUUUUUGAAACCAAGUUACACCAAUGAUAGAUCAAGGUAUUGCAACGCUAUUAGCAUAGCUUUGAAUGUUUGAAUGUUGCCUGUAAAUAUAAAAGAGUCUUUGACAAGAAACUAUGACAAAGUCUUUUUGUAUGUUGCCUUCCGUAUUUCGGUUGUUCUAGUCAUUUAGUCUAAUUAAAACCAAGCGUUUACCUUUUUGAUUGUAAAGACUUUUUUCAGCCGCGCAGUCCUUUGAAGCUACACAAUGGCCCUCUGUGCUAAUGUUAGCUUUGAUCCUUGAUGCAUCUGUUGUUUAAUUUGGAGGAUAAAUAACCAGACUGAACAAUCUUGCGUCACACUGCAUGUGUUUGCGUAAACUUGUAAAUGUGAUGACGUAUUCUUGCAACAGUGUGCAGAAUGUCAUUUGGUGAAACCCAGAAGCCUUACUAAAAGAGCGAUUUUUGCAUGUUUAGAUUUGCUCAAAUUGGAUCAUUGUUUGACUGAGUGUCAUUAUCUGUGAUACAAAUGAAGUGUGUUCUGGCUUGGACUCUUUGUCAAAAGCCUUUUAUAAAUCAUGGUCCAUAUGAAACACUUUCUUCGAAAGUCUUUCCAUGCACACUACUUACCCAGAGGAAAGUAUAAAGAUUGAAAUGCCAAUCUAUGCCACAUUCCAACAGCCACAAUUUUUAGGUGAAAUUCGAAUGGAAAGGAAAUGGGGGGUAUAUUUGCUGCAUGUUUCGUUAUGCAAAUGAGUUCUGUUUGGUGCUUUUUUCAACAAACAGAAACUGUAUGAAUAAAAUAAAAUAUGACACGGAUGGAUGGAUGGAUCCUUUUGGCUUGAGAUAUUAUUUUUUCCAGUAAAAUCUGGCAUUAUUGGGAAAAAAAAUAUGUUAUUGAAUGGAAUAUUUAGCCUUCUUUGAUGUUCCAUAAUACAUUAUACAAAUUUAAUUAGCAAUUAUUCCUUUCCUGGCUCCAUUUUUAUAGAUGAAGAGCAGAAAAGGCAUCUUUGAGGUAAUGAGCUGGCUAUUGCUCAUUAAAACGUUUUUUUUUAAAAACAUCACAAAUGGCCCCAUUGAUACUAACUAAUUGCUGGUUGGUUACACAAGCUAAGCAGGGAAGGGACAAGAAUGUUUCUAUAUUUAUGAUCUGUGGAUUGUGCAGUAAUUAUUGGAGUGCAUAAAGCAUAUACAGCUUUUCAUUUAUAUUCAGGUGUUUCAUCAAGUCUUUAAUAUCCUAAACCACUCGAAUGCUGGAGUCUUCCUGUUUUAACAGGUGUAUGAAAAAAGUGCCAAUCCUAUGUACUUGAUAUGGAAGUGAACUGUUCACUUGGUGUUCAGUGUGGAUCACGUCAACUCUGGUGUUUGUAACUUGUGUGCAUGGAUAAUAUUUUCACUGUGGUAAUCAAUCAAUGAUAUUUUUGUGAGUGAGUGUUUGAUGGAAAUUUCAGUGUACUUUUUCUGUACCUCUGCAUGGAUGUUCAACUGGUGUAUUUGAAUUUUAGAUGGACUAACAUUUUCAAGUCAUGAAAGAAAUAAUAAAAACUAAUGGGACA
Molecule: messenger RNA, 4074 nt
Organism: Pimephales promelas (fathead minnow)
Lineage: Eukaryota; Metazoa; Chordata; Actinopteri; Cypriniformes; Leuciscidae
Product: C2 calcium-dependent domain-containing protein 4C
Source: RefSeq, a predicted model, not a curated record